This is a messenger RNA of Mustela erminea (ermine), 3587 nucleotides long. RefSeq names its product R3H domain containing 4 (gene R3HDM4). The coding region runs from base 1795 to 2667 and encodes 290 amino acids. Gene Ontology annotation, molecular function: nucleic acid binding. Lineage: Eukaryota; Metazoa; Chordata; Mammalia; Carnivora; Mustelidae. The transcript is spliced from 8 exons. The record is from RefSeq and is a predicted model, not a curated record.
GGUGGGGGUGAGCUGGGGCUGGCGGUGGGGGUGCUCAGGCCUCAGGGCAUAGCCCUCCAGGGGGGCCAGCCUCACAGUCAUUGGCUCGGUGCUGACUUGGUUUACCUUGGCCUGUCUUUGUUGGCAUCUCUGCCACAGUGGGAUCUGUGACAUGAUCUGUGCCUCAGCUGCAGUUCUGUAUACUGGGUGUCAGCGCGGCAUCACCGCCCUCGUGGCAUGGUAGUGCUGGUAAGAAGGAAUGUUCCAUCCAGGGAUGAUGCUGUGAUCAACUGAGCUCCCCAUAACAGGAGGAAACCAAGGAGGCGCUGCGGAGUCAGGCGGGAAGUGUGUCUGUCCUGGCCCUCUUGGCUCUGAGUAUCCCCUUUCAGACCCAAGGGUACCCACAGAAGGUACCCUUCACAUGGCCGGGGGUGAGCUGGGGUUCCAGGUUCCACAGCGGAGCAUCCUAGCUGGGAUUCGAACUCGGGACUGACAUGCCAGGGUCCAGCUGUGCCUCUGCCUGCGUGCCCCUGCUGAUGGGGUGCUGGUUCAGGUGUGAGUUUGUUCGUGAGGCAAUGGCAUGGAUUUGGGGGGAUCUCUUACCCACUGAGCCUUGGCAGCUCACCUGCUCUGCUGGGGCGUCCGUGGCAUGGGUCUCAGCCUGUUUGCUUUUUGGAGAGGUCAUGGCCAUUCUGCACCGAACAGAUAGAUCCUUAAUGCUGGGGACACUUUAGGUCUGUGUAGGCCCCGAGGAGCACUGGCUUCGUCCCUAAUCCUAUGAGGAUUCUCCUCCAGGUUCGCGGCUCAGAGGGGAGAGGCCGAACUUCUGCUUUUAGUUUGUGUCCGGGGAACUUUGGCUACUAGGAAAAUGUGGGGGUACUUUGGACUCUGGGUUCCACUUGGUCUUGGAGUCAUGUUUUUUUUUUUCCUUUGAGACCUCACCCCGCGUGCGGGGCAUGGCCGUGAAUGUCUACACGGGGAUUGCCGCGUCGUGGGCGAGGGGUCGGUUAGCUUUGAAGCAGAGCUGGUGAUCAGAAACGCGAAGGGAUGCGUCAUAUAGCGGCCGGGGGGGGGCUCUGGAGAAAUUUUGACAGAGCCAAAGGGGGCGAGCGAGUGAGCCGGUCCGAGUCUGGGGGAGUGUGCACGGGGUGGGGUGGGGGGUGGCCAGGAGGCCACAUGCCCUUGGCCCCUGGUCUGGGGGCUGUGGGGAGGGGGGCAGACAGGAAGGCCAGGAACUCCUUGCCAGGACACCUCCUUCCAGUGCUCUGCACGGGCCCCACCCCCAGUGCCCCAGUGUCUGCAGGUGGCCCUCCUGUCCCAGUGGGAGGCCCAGCCAAGCCGCUAAUCCAUCCUCACAUUAAUGCAUUUGCUUGGAGGAGGGCAGAUUAGUUGGGGGGGGGCCUCCGGCCUGCCUCUGGGCACAUUGUGGGGGGGGGCACAGCAGGGGCUUGCACAGUGGGCUCAGGCCUCACCUUGAGCUGCUGGAGGCUGUUGCCUGGUUUACCGGCUGCUGCCCAGGAGAUGCUCCGUUCUGUCAUGUCUCCUGAGAUCCUCGCGGGGGCGGGUGGUGGUCCAGUCCCGCAGGCGCUGGGGCCCACCGGCUUGCAGUUAAGGGUGGAAGCCUGGGGGGGGCGGGAGGAGCUUUUCUUGGCCACCCACCCACCCUGUGGAUUCGGGCGCGGGUCUUCUCUGGCCCCUGGCUUACUGAUCGGGCCUCCUGGGUGAUGGGACCGUGAAGCACAAUGGAAUUUGGGGGGUCUGGGGUUGUCCAUUGCUGAGGGAAACCAAGCAGGGGAUGUCCUGGUCCAGGGGCCGAUGGGCUUCUGCCUGACGGUCCUGGCCCGGGUUGGCCCUGAGGCCUGCCUCCCCACCCCCACCCCGGCCCACAGGCCCCUUCCACGCUGUCUGCCCACGCUAGCUGGUCCCCAGGCGAAGAGGCUGUCGGCCUCCAAGCGGAAACAGCAUUUCAUCAACCAGGCUGUGCGGAACUCCGACCUCGUGCCCAAGGCCAAGGGGCGGAAGAGCCUCCAGCGGCUGGAGAACACCCAGUACCUCCUAACCCUGCUGGAGACAGACGGGGGCCCAGCCGGUCUGGACGACGGGGACCUGGCACCCCCGGCAGCACCCGGGAUCUUCGCCGAGGCCUGCAGCAAUGAGACCUACGUGGAGGUCUGGAAUGACUUCAUGAACCGCUCUGGAGAGGAGCAGGAAAGGGUUCUCCGCUACCUGGAGGAUGAGGGCAAGAGCAAGACGCGGAGGAGGGGGCCAGGCCGUGGGGAGGACCGAAGGAGAGAGGACCCGGCCUACACACCCCGCGACUGCUUCCAGCGCAUCAGCCGGCGUCUGAGAGCCGUCCUCAAGCGGAGCCGCAUCCCCAUGGGAACGCUGGAGACCUGGGAAGAGCGGCUGCUGAGGUUUUUCUCGGUGUCUCCCCAGGCCGUGUACACGGCCAUGCUGGACAGCAGUUUCGAGAGGCUCCUGCUUCACGCCGUCUGCCAGUACAUGGACCUCAUCUCAGCCAAGCCAGGACCCAGGGGCGGGGCCCGGUGCUUCUCUGCGGGAGCGGAGCGGGCCCGAACACAGAGGAGAAGGGGCUCUGAGCCGACCCGCAAAGGCCUGAAAGCGGGGCCGAGCUUGGGGGGCGCGGGGCUAGUUCAGGUGCGGACCUGGAAGGCAAGAGGCAGAUGAAAGUCAGCAAUCGGCACCUGGACUUCCUGCCCCCGGGGCUGCUCCUGUCCGCGUACCUGGAGCAGCGGAGCUGAUGGCAGCCCCGCCCCGCCCCGCCCCUCCCCGGGCCGAGCGCUGGCGGACGCGCUCCUGCUCUGGCGGCCCUCUCUCACUCUGGCCCCUUCCCUGUCCACCUGUCCCCUUAAGCGCUGGGGGCUGGGGCCCCACCGGACUGGCCUGGCCUUGCCCCUCCGGCUCUGUUUUGCAGCCAGGAGACCCGGCCUGGUCACCUCCGUGUUCCUUCCUUCUGCUUUUCCAGCCCCGUUUGAAGCCUAUGCGGGCAGUGAGAGGCUGGGUUUUUAUCACUUUUAAUGAAUUCGGCAUGAUUUGUUGUACAUUUUUAAAUUUCCCUUUUGGGAAGAAAAACCAAACAGUUGCCCCAACUGAUAAAUGGGGGGCUUUGUUCUAGUCCCUGCUUUAACCCCCCACCCAGUUUUUUGCUUGGUUGGUGGGGGGGGGGGUCCCUAGGGCUCUGCCCCUUUUUCCAGGAGCGUUCUGUCGUGUGUGCGUGUGUGUGCGUGUGCCCUGCAGCCCUGGACAGAAGCUACAUCUUAGAGGCUGGUCCUACCACCAUUUGAAUGUGUGUUCUCCCCUGGUGGCUUUUGGUGGCUCUUGGGGCCCUCUCUGGUCUGCACACCUCCUCCCUUCAUACUGGGGAAUUGGGACUUCCAGCCAGAAGCCUCUGCCCUCGGACUGCCCCAUUGCCGUGUCCCCUUGCUCCCUCCCCCACCCGGCACUGGCCUGUUGCCUUGGGGUGUCCUUACACUGGUCACCCCGGCAUGUCCCACAGGAGCAGAGCUGGGGCCCACCCCUCCCGUGUGUGUGGCUUGUUGUGCUUUGGGAAAAGUGGAGAAUUCAAUAAAUUUCUGGUGCUCUGGUCA